Molecule: messenger RNA, 4265 nt
Organism: Manduca sexta (tobacco hornworm)
Lineage: Eukaryota; Metazoa; Arthropoda; Insecta; Lepidoptera; Sphingidae
Product: armadillo repeat-containing protein 8-like
Biological process (GO): proteasome-mediated ubiquitin-dependent protein catabolic process
Cellular component (GO): GID complex
Molecular function (GO): protein binding
Source: RefSeq, a predicted model, not a curated record
UCUGGUCACUUGUUUACAAUUAAAACCAAUAAUGUUUUUGUUCCCAGAGUGGUGUUUGGAGCGUUGCCAUGUUUAGCUCGUCUAUGUACUAAGGAAAUGCCCGAGGACAUACGAGCGUCAGCCGCCGAAACUCUUGCCUAUUUAGCUGAAGUGGACACGGCGCUGCAACGCCUCGCGGCCAUAUCGAACCACCUGAUGAGUUCGCUGGCGGACAUCGUGACGUGCGAGUCGGCGGCCGCCAAGCAGGGCGCCUUCAAGUGCUUCGCCUCGCUCGGCGCCAACGACGAGGACAUCCGCAAGAUGAUCAUCGAGACCCACGGACUCAUGGUGCACGUCGUCGACGGCAUGAACAACUCCGAGCCAGCGGUGCGGUUAGCGGCAGUGAGGUGUUUACAUUCAUUGUCCAGAUCGGUGCAACAACUCAGAACCACAUUUCAGGACCAUUCAGUAUGGAAACCUCUCAUGCAACUCCUCACAGAUUCCCCCGGAACUGAGCUACUUACCGUCGGUUCAUCUACAUUGUGCAAUCUCUUGUUAGAGUUCUCACCCGCCAAGGAGCCAAUGUUGGAUCAAGGUGCUGUAGAAAUGUUGUGCAACCUAACGAAGAGGCCCGAGGCCGCGCUAAGGCUCAACGGCAUAUGGGCGCUAAUGAACAUGGCCUUCCAGGCGGAACAGAAAGUGAAGCAACGCAUCCUAUGUUGCUUGGGCACGGAGCAGAUGUUCAGGUUGUUGGGAGACAGUGACACGCGAGUGAUAAUGAAGACCCUGGGCCUGUUGAGGAACCUGCUGUCCACCAGGCAGCACAUCGAUGCUAUUAUGAGCGAAUAUUCCUCGCAAGUUAUGCAGGCUGUGAUAGUUGUGUUAGAGGGAUCUUACCCGGAGGUCAAGGAGCAAGCGCUGUGUAUAUUAGGCAAUAUUGGCGACGGCGAGAAAGCUAAGGAUCUCAUCAUGGCCAAUGAGGAUGUGCUAAGGAAGCUCGUCGACUAUCUGGCACAUCCCGAGAGCAAGUUACAGGAGGCGGCCGUGUUCGCGGCGGGCAACCUGGUGUGGCGCGGAGAAGCGGGAGCCGCCGCCCGACAGGCGCGCCUCGCCGACCUCGGCGUGCUGCGCGCCCUGCGACACCUGCGCGCGCAACACCACGCCGACCACCUACACGAUAAAGUUAAGACGGCGCUGGCGCAAUUUAAUGAGUUCACAUAAUAUCACAAGAGCCACAAGCACAAGCGCUCGAGGAGAAAGUGACUGUCGUGCGAUGUGCUACAGGAGUGAGCUUGUGAUUAUAACGGUGACUACAGUGAGCUACCAAGUCAUAAUACUUAGGGGGAAACGACGACGCCAACCUCACCAUAGACAACACCUAUAUUGUACUGACGUUAGGAAUUGUGUACUAUAAACAUCACCCUAUAUACAUAGGAAAUCUUCGUACUAUUUAAUUUAAUUUCAAAUCAUAAUUGAUUUGGUGCCGUCGUGUUCCAAUAAUUAAUCAUGUAGAUUAAGAGUUGCAGCAUGCUUGCAUGCGUUGUCUCAGACUUGCGUAUUUAAAGUAAUCCUAUCGUAGAUCGACAUUGUGUCUGUUGUAAAUAUAUUUUCUUUACGCCCUAGAAACAAGUGGAAUGGUUCGAGGAGCAUUCGUAAAGUGUAAAUAUGCCGCUGGUAACAUGCCGAAACUAUUGCGGGCAGCUGGGUUGUCUGUAAACCUAUAGUUAAAUGUAAAUAGUUAAUUCAAGUGAUGCUACUAUGGGAAAAUUUAUCGAAUAUUAUUGCAUCACGUAGAUAUUCAUGUCAUGACUUCAGAUAAUCUCAAGAAUAGCGGUCGAACAAAUGCAUUACCAACGACAGAGGUGCUACAGUUCCUCGCAAUUAUUUUGCAUUAACUAGCGAUAAUGUAGUGAAACUACUCUAGUUAUUUAUUACGUAGUCAAUGCGGGCAUACGAAAUCAUAAUAGUGAAUAUUUCGAUGUGAAAUCUCUAUACUUUUGUGUAUGAACUAUGAAUAUAAAGGUAGUAUUUACAUGUUGCUUUAUUGCGAGUUUAAAUAAGACUCCCAUACUUGUAUCUAUGACCGUGAGAAAUUUUCUAUGGUCUUGAUAAAGUUGAUUUAACGAGGCCCUAUCAUGAUGAAUUGUCAGACUAAUUGGGUAGAUAGGAAAUCGAUUAGAUUUGAGGUUGCAUUAAUCAUGAUUAUUUAGGCCAUUUUAAUCAUAUUCUUAGUCAAGUUGCAGUGUAUAUAUAAGUGACUGAGCUUAUAGAUUCGAUUAUCCAAUGAAAUUUCUUAGUGGGGAUAUGCGUCAAGUAGACGUCCUGUUGUAAAAACUAGAUCGUUUUUACAAUAAAUGUAAAUAUAUUGCAUAAAAAUAAAAAAUCUUGACAAGACCCACGCUAAAAAAGUUCGGCUAAAAUGUCUGGUGAAUAGUCGAAUAUUCGUCUCGCAAGUAUGGGAAAGACGACACAAUAUUGGCGUUGCUAUACAUGGUAGAUUCUAUAAUAUCUCAAUCGACGUUGUAUUUAGAUAAUUACGAUUAUUCAUCAUUGUGUAAAUUGAUAAAUUCAUGUCGUAACUAAUCUUAAUAGUAUCGAUAACGUGAGAAUUAAAUUCUGAACUUUAACUCUACGAUGUAAGGUUAAAUAUUCUAUUAUUAGUGUUGUACAUAUUUUAUGAUUUGUCUAUAUGUGCUAGUGCGUCAGAACAUCGAUGUUGUUCUUUAGACGCGUCUAUAUGCCAAUGCGGUAAUAAUAUCUUCCAUUGUUAGUGAAAAUAUUUGUUCGUGUAAAUAACGCGUCAGUGAAACUGAUGGAAGGAACUGCUUAUGUUUCCUAUACGUGUUGAUAUCAUUGGCAUGACACAAAUUCGUCUGUUGUAACUGGCUUUGAGGAGGUGACAAUGUUGGUAUAGCUUGAGUUUAUAUACAUGGACCUUAGGUAUACUGGAAUAAAGUAAAUAAUGGGGUAACAUUGUCAUUUACUCACGAGUCUAAUAGUGUAUAAUACUCAUUGUGUGUGUAUAUUUCGUUUUAAUAAAUUGUAUAAUAGUUAAUGUUAUUUUCUUCAAAGCCGAUUGGCUGUAUAAAUCAUGACUUAAUUCGCUUGCAAUAUUUAGAAAAAUCAUAUGGCGCUUAAUCAAAUAUAAUAUGUAGUAAAAUUUUAAUGGCGCAUAAUCAAAUAUAAUAAGGCUUUAAACGUUGCAUCAUGUUAAUCAAUUAACAGUUUCUUUAAUUGUAAAGGGGUACUUCCAUAAACGAGAAUCCGCGGUGAUUUUGCUCUCGUUUUUUAGGAAAUUCCAUAACAAUGAAUUCUUCCGCCAGUGUUUCGCGACGGAUAGUAAAUAAUUACCAUAUUGAAAUCAGUAUGAUAAUAAACAAUAUAGAUAACGUUCAGUUAAAUGGUAUUACCUGUAUAAUAAUAGGUGCGUUCUAAAUUUAGCAUGCGAUAUUAUAGUCAUAGCAUAGGCAAAGUACUUUUUUGUAAAUGGGCAAUUAUGAAAGUCUAUAGCUUUUUCUUAUGAGUGAUAAGCAAAAAGCAUGUCCUUAUAUUAAAUAUUUAUCACAGCUGCUGUUUUGUCGCAUGAAAAUCGUUCGUGGAAGUGCACCUUAAGAUAGUAAAAUAAUGGAUUAUAAAAUUUACUUGGAUCUAGAAAGUUCCGCGUUGUGGGCCGUACUUUCUAAGUAUUCAACAUUUGCAUUGCAACGACGUCGCGCCAGAAUUAUUUGCGCUUAACUUUAGAUAUGUUUAAAUAUUGCACGUAAUUUAACACGUUCCCUAUAAAUCGUUUAGUUUAUUCAGUGAUACUUAGUCUUUUCUAUAUUUAGAAAAUGUUCUAAGUAUUUAAGACGAUGUAGUCACGUCGCUUAGUGAUUUUACUGUGGGAUUGAUUUCACGAGGAUUAGUAAUUAACAAAGGUUCCUAAUAAUAAAUUCAAUGUAUUCUACAUUGCUCGCUGAUUCGUUAAAUCCUACGGUAGUUAUUGAACCGGCGUCAUAGUGAACGUGUUAACUGCGAACAAAUGACUGAUAGUCUAGAAAUUUUAGGUCAUAUUUGUCUCGAGUUUUCGCGGGCAUUGUUACUCGAAUGGAAAUUUAGUAGCACUUAUUUCGUGUUGCACGUUUUCAUUAAUUAUUUAUAAUCAUUUUUGUAUAAUAAAAUGCCUUGUAUUAUAUGGGAGCUAUGUAAUUAUUACGGCUUCACGAUUUGACUAUUUCUAAAAAUGGAAUAUAUUAUUUAUGACAAAGUUACGUUUUUCAUGUUAAUACGAAUAUAAUGCAAAAUUA